AUGACGUCAGUUCACCCCGGAAGUACAAUACAGGUGCAUCAAGAUUCGGUGAAGAAACAAUUAUAUCCAAGUAGAAAAACAGUUAUAUUACAGAAAAUCAGCCAUGUUUGGAUCAUCUGCUAAAGGCACCUUUGAUCGGAAUAUUGAUAAAGCAGCAAGUCAGCUUUUGUUAGAGCCUGAUUGGGAAGCGACGCUCCAGAUAUGUGAUGCUAUCAGACAAAAAGAUGUCACUCCCAAGUAUGCCUUGGGUAUGAUCAGGAAGAAAUUAUAUGACAAGAAUCCAAGGGUCACGCUCUAUGCUCUACAGGUUUUGGAGUCAUGUGUGAAGAAUUGUGGAACAGGGAUUCAUGAAGAGAUCGCGACCCCUCAGUUUAUGGAUGAUAUCAAGGAACUAGUUCUGUCAAGCAAUGAAGCAGUGAAAAGUAAGACAUUAGAACUGAUCCAGGCCUGGGCCCAAGCCUUUAGGAAUGAACCAAGCCUGAAGAUAGUCUGCGAUACCUUCAGCCAGCUCAAAGGAGAAGGACAUUCAUUCCCUCAGCUGAAAGAGAGUGAUGCUAUGUUUGUGGCUGAAAAGGCCCCAGAUUGGGCAGAAGGUGAGAGAUGUUACACUUGUAGGUCUGAGUUUGGCAUGCUACAGAGACAGCACCAUUGUCGCCAUUGUGGCCAAGUCUUCUGUAGCAAGUGCUCUUCUAAGAACUCCACCAUUCCUAAGUUUGGCAUUGAGAAACCUGUCAGGGUGUGUGACACCUGCCAUGAGAAGCUCCAGGGCAAGUCAAGUUCAAGUAAGUCCUCCAGCUCAAGUGGUAACAAGGAGAAUGAUUUACCAGAUGAGUACCUGAAUAGUCCUCUAGCACAGCAGUCUCAGCUUCCUCCGCAACGUAAUGAGACUGAUCUUCAAGAAGAAGAGGAGCUUCAGUUAGCUAUGGCUCUCUCGCUGGAUGAAGCAGAGAAUAAACAUCUUAUCAAAGGAGGCAAAGCCACUACUUCAAGUACGACUGCUUCUGCUGUACCCAGCUCUGCAUACAACUCUAGCGUCUCAUCUGCUCCAGCCCCAGAACCAGAAUUGGAUCCCGAGCUUGCCCGAUAUCUGAACCGAUCGUACUGGGAGCAGAAACAGCAGGAAAAUCGCAGUGCAAUGCCCUCAGCUCCUUCUGGAGGGGGUGACAUCGUCCCAGCAACGGCCCCACCCUUGUCGCAGUCCACCUCAUCUAUGCCACAGUAUUCUCAGAGUAAGACGUUUGAGGAGCAACAGAAUGGUGCCCCUGAACCAGAGAACCAGGAACUGAUCAAUAACAUGUCAAGCAGCAUCGAUGUCCUGGUGAACCGUAUGAAGAGCGACUCAUCCCGCGGCCGAAGCAUCGCAAGUGAUACCACGGUCCAGGGAUUAUUCCAGGUCUUAUCCAGCAUGCAUCCUCGGUUGCUUAAAAUGCUACAGGAGAAGGAAGAGAAGAGAGCUCAAAUGGAGGCACUGCAGGACAAACUGGCUCAGAUCCGAGAUGCUCGCGAGGCUCUGGAUGCUCUCCGGGAAGAACAUCGUGAAAAGCUAAGACGAGAAGCAGAAGAGGCGGAGAGACUCCGUCAGAUUCAGAUGGCUCACAAGUUGGAGAUCAUGAGGAGAAAGAAACAGGAGAUGCUUCAGUUCCAGCAGCAGCAGGCUUUGCUGAAGAUGCAGGAACAAGAAAGAGAGAGACAGAUGUGGUUAGAACAACAGAAGCAACAACAGCAAAUGAGGCAGAUACAAUACACAGCUUAUGGCUUGGGUGGCAUGAAUCAACCUGGCAUGAUGCCGCAAGGUGGUAUGGUGCCCCCACCUGGUGGAAUGCAACACGCCCCUCCUGGCCAGUUUGUGCAGCAGCAGCAGCAGUAUGGAUCCCCUUCUCAUGCCCCCUAUGGGAUGGCCCCACCCCAGGGGAGUUACCCCAAUGGUCCGCCCCCUCCUACCACCCAGAUGGAUGCUGGCCAGCCAACCACCCAGGUGGGUUACAACCAACCUCCCUCAGGUUACCAGGUACCACUCCAACAACAGCAACAGCCCGCACCACCACAACAACAAAUGCCACCCCAACAGCAGCAGCAACAACAAUACCAGCAACCAAUGGCUGGUGGUGGAGGCUAUCCUUCUGGGCAAUAUGGUGCACCUCCCCAGCAGCAACAACAGCAGCAGCAGCAAGCGCAGCCGCAACCUGGUAGCAUGAAUCAGAGCUUUGGGUCGCCUCACUCAUCGCUUGACUAUCGGCAACAGCAGCAGCCACCACCUCAGCAACCACAAUACCAGCCACAAGCAGGCAACCCCUACAACAUGCAAGCUAUGGCCGGUGCUCUACCACAAGGUCAGGUACCACCACAAGGGCAAGUGCCACCACAAGGGCAGGUGCCACCACAAGGGCAAGUGCCACCACAAGGUCAAUAUGGAUCUCCAGCGCCACAACAGCAAUAUCAACCACAGGGCCAGCAACAGAUGAUGGGUGCAGGUGGCAUGCAGCAGAUGGUUCCACCUGGUAUGCAACAACAACAGCAACCACCCCCUGGCAUGCAACAGCCCCCUCCUCAGCAGCAACGUGAGGACACAUUGAUAUCUUUUGAAUAAUAGUUCAAGGAUAUCUCAUCAGUUAUUUUGUGUAAGCAUUCUUAUUCAUCUUCAUUCUGAAGAAUAAUUGUACUCAUCUCAUGUUCGCUCUGUCCCUCUCAUUCUCUUUCUCUCCCUAUUUUUCUUCCCUUCAAUCUUGUUACCAAUAUGCCACUUCUUGUACUGUGACAAAGAAAUCACUCAUAAUUUAUACUUUAUCCCUUCCAUUAAUACUCAUGAGUAUUCUGAAUUAUUGGUUGGUGAUGUUAAAUAAUCUUUCGUUUUGCAAACUU
Lytechinus variegatus (green sea urchin) is the source of this 2859-nucleotide messenger RNA. RefSeq names its product hepatocyte growth factor-regulated tyrosine kinase substrate-like (gene hgs). Gene Ontology annotation, molecular function: phosphatidylinositol binding; ubiquitin binding; metal ion binding. The transcript is spliced from 18 exons. Bases 104 to 2587 code for a protein of 827 amino acids. Lineage: Eukaryota; Metazoa; Echinodermata; Echinoidea; Temnopleuroida; Toxopneustidae. The record is from RefSeq and is a predicted model, not a curated record.